CGCAGUUCUUUGGAGUCCGGCACCUCUGACCAACUCAAUUCCGCCGUAGUCUAGUCCCCUUUUUGUUGCUUCUCGGACUCCGGAGUACCUACUUCAAAAGCAACACAUCACUCUCAUCUGUCAAUUCAACCUCGCCGCAACAAAUCCACCCUCACCCAUACCACCACUACCCGAAUCAUGUCUGCCAUCCUCGACGUCGUGCUCAGCUACCUCCCGCAGGACAGCGGCUACCUAUCGAAGUGGCUCCUUUUCGUCUCCGCCGUCGCAGUCUUCAACUCGGUGCAAAACUUCGUCACGCUCAAGCUGACGCAGCGCGUGUACCAAGAGCGCCCACAAGACGUGACCUGGCUCUCGUCGCGCACCUUCGGCACGUGGACUUUCCUUAGCGCCGUCGUCCGCGCCUACGCCGCAUACAACAUCACCAACCCCCAGGUCUACGAUAUCUGCAUGUGGAGCUAUGCCAUCGCCGGUUUCCACUUUGUCAGCGAGUGGUUGGUGUUCGGAACUGCCAGUCUCGGUGCUGGUCUUACCGGACCGCUUAUUGUCAGCUCCAGCAGUUUAGCCUGGAUGUUCACCCAGCGGGAGUUCUACGCUGGCGCUGCCAGUGUCGCCGCCAAGGUCGCCGGUGCUUAGAUGGAGGGUACGAAUGGGGUGUGUGAAAAUGGAUGGGAACUUGGGAUUGUUUUCGAAGCUGUGGAGGAUAUACCUAUUCUAAAUCUAGACUACCUAUACCAGGACAACUACCAAUGGGAACAUACGUUCUACAAAGCUUGUGAACCC
Molecule: messenger RNA, 780 nt
Organism: Tricharina praecox
Lineage: Eukaryota; Fungi; Ascomycota; Pezizomycetes; Pezizales; Pyronemataceae
Product: Erg28 like protein-domain-containing protein
Exons: 3
Coding region: 178-633 (151 amino acids)
Cellular component (GO): membrane; endoplasmic reticulum
Molecular function (GO): protein-macromolecule adaptor activity
Source: RefSeq, a predicted model, not a curated record